AUGGGGAAGGCCAAAACACGUUAUCAAGACCUGCUGAAACGCUUGGACGAGCAUGAUGUGUUAAACGAGUUAAGCGACCAAACGGCCACAGCUCUGCGCAUGCCGCAGCGAUUCCAAGCCAGUAUGAGUGCUCUACACGAUGCGUAUAUCGAGAACAGUUCUCGUUUUGACGGUAUACUGAACGAGAUUAUGAAUGGCGCCCCCGUUGACGAAGACGGUAGUAGUCAAGUCGGGUGGUUGAAAGGUGCACAAGAUGUUUUGCGGCGAUGGUGGAGUCAUGAUGACCAAUAUAGUAUCAGAUUUCGACAGGCAAUAGAGACUCGGCAGACCAGGUUGCAACGUCACUGGAUGGAUGCGGUCGAGAAGGCUGCGUCCAAGCUUGGAGAUGCGAUACUGGGCCAACGAGUUCUUCAGUCGACAGCCGAUCGGGCAGCUCAGAUGCAGCAGAACGUAGAAAACAUGGUGAGUGAGGCGUUUAAAAGACUUCGAAUGUACCUGGCGGACUCAAGUGAUCAGAAACUGGAAGCGAAGAUCAGUGCUAUAAGGUGUAUAGGAUGUCAAGACGAUUGUCCAGCAGUCAACAUUAAGUGGAAUAAACACGUGGAAAAGGAGCCAACCAGGCAAACUACCGGGUACCAGUUGACAAACGGUGACAUUCGCACAAAAGUAUUUCUUUUGGGAGUAAUGGAAUUUGAGCCGGUCUGUGAGCUUCUAAAACUAGAAGCUGUGAGAGCAUGCAUGAUUGUUGCAGUUCUCGUAAGAAAGGAAGGUAAAACGGUGGUUAUACGAUAUCAAUUUCCAGCUCAAGUGGAUUUGUUGGAUGAAGUGGAGGCUGAUCAGCUCGAAGUGCGUGUAUUUCCAAAAGAGUGUUUGUUAUGUUCUAUCCGAGCGAAGGACCGGCGAAUGGCUUUCACGUAUGGAACAAAUGGCGGCCGGCUUGGCACAGUGUUUCUGUAUCGAUUUGAUGAAUCAUUCACGCACCUCGAUAGAUCACUAUGCGCUUUAGACGCAAAUGGGGACCUCCAGUCGUUCGACACGCGCACUCGUCAAACCUCAAAGAAGAUUUCGCUUCGUGGACAUACCAGCAACGAGCUCGUACUUGGUCGUGCUGGAAUAAAUGGUGAAAAGCGUUUGUUGGUGGACUCCAUUUCCAGUGAAGACCACCGCAAGUUACCGUCUGCAGCUAUUGAAAACAUUUCGAUAAAAGGACUCGUAGCAGUUGGCUGUGUGGACGACGUGUUGUACGUGGUUGACCCUAGCGACCGCGCCAUUUACGCGUCAAAAUUGAGCGUUACAGUUCGUAGCGAUGCCUAUCGCAUUCAGCGCUCUGGUCAAAGUAAAAGUCAAGAUUAUACACGACUAAACCAACAAUCGGGCGAUAAUACGGCAGAACACUGGCUGCGCGUGAUCUUUCACGUGUUUGAGAAGUUCCCAGCGCAAAGCUUCAUUGACGCUGCAAUCAAUCCCAAUUCCUCGUGCUCUCUUGAUCUGGGGAUCGUGGUCGAUGAUACCUCAUACGAUAACUCAGGGCUGAAGACAAUAUGCUCCGGUUACUUCGUGAUGGUGAUCCGUGUGGCGCUGUUGCUCUUGAGUGCUCUGGCCGCCUGCGUGCUGGCCGAUUAUGGCCCGAGGGAUGCGGUGACGAUCCUUACGGACAAGAACUUUGAGAAGGAAGUGCUGCAGAGCCCCGACUACUGGCUCGUCGAGUUUUACGCUCCAUGGUGCGGACACUGCAAGCAGUUGGAGCCGCAAUACAAGGCUGCGGCUAAGAAGCUCAAAAAACAUGUACGCAUUCCAGGCUUUUGUGGAAUUUGGAGUGCUUAA
Messenger RNA from Phytophthora nicotianae INRA-310, 1824 nucleotides. RefSeq lists its product as hypothetical. Gene Ontology annotation, molecular function: protein disulfide isomerase activity; protein-disulfide reductase activity. The record is from RefSeq and is a predicted model, not a curated record. The transcript has 5 exons. Lineage: Eukaryota; Oomycota; Peronosporomycetes; Peronosporales; Peronosporaceae. Gene Ontology annotation, cellular component: endoplasmic reticulum lumen. Gene Ontology annotation, biological process: response to endoplasmic reticulum stress. Bases 1 to 1824 code for a protein of 607 amino acids.